This is a messenger RNA of Hypoxylon trugodes, 1073 nucleotides long. RefSeq lists its product as uncharacterized. The transcript is spliced from 4 exons. NCBI's taxonomy places the organism in Eukaryota, Fungi, Ascomycota, Sordariomycetes, Xylariales, Hypoxylaceae. The record is from RefSeq and is a predicted model, not a curated record. The coding region runs from base 1 to 1008 and encodes 335 amino acids.
AUGAGCUCCAUUUUGGGUUCGGCGUACCCUCGCAACGAAAUGAUUGCGGCAGUGCACGAAUUUUACGCUGCAAUCAUCAAGCCUCCAUAUAUCGAUCCGAACGCUCUCAUUCUACCACCCGCAGGAGGAUGGUUGGGGGUGAAUGAAGACGAAUUGCGGAAAAGGGGCAAGACUGACGAAGUAAUUGACCUGUUACGCCACUUACCCUAUUUGGUAACCGGGGAGCUAGAGACGCAUGGAUGUUGUCGCCCGAUACCUGUUCGAUUGCGUACUGCGAUGGUGAGCUGUACGAUUAUUGGAUCGAUGAGAUACAGCCCACGCCGCCUCAUUGUAUAUGGCUUACACAUGCGAUGGCAUCGAUUUGCUGCUAGAUACUCACAUCGGUACCAUCACAUCACCGAGUGGGCUAUGCUAGGUCAAGGGUGCAUGAUUGGCUACGAGAAGUACGAGCAGCUCCCAGUAGCUAAUAAGUGGAUGGCGUUUCGAACGUAUCCUACUCCGGAUCUCUUCCGACUCUGGCGAGCUAAGUGGGAAAAAUUACUGUGGCUGCCGAUCCCCAGUUCUAGUGGUGGUAGGCGCACGACCAUGUGUACCGGGAAUGAGGUAGAAAGUGAAGAUGGCGAAGAUGAGGUCGCUCUUUUGGAUGCGGAAGUCGAUGAUAUACUCAAAGACGUUUUUGGCAAGGAAGCGGAGGAUAUGCGAGCAAGAUUUACAGCACAACAAGGCCCUUGCCCAGCUGAACUAACCCCUCGCCCACCGCCACCAGAUAUGCGUCAAGAACGUGAGAAACGCUGCGAGCAGCAAGCUAAGGAAAUAUAUAAGAUCUACAAGGAAAAUGGUUGGCUAUCCCAAUUUGAUCGUGAAAAGUACUUGAGGAGUAUCGCCAGGCAAUGCGCUCAUAAAGAAUCAUGCCUCGUUGCGAUUUCUGCCUUAAGAUGUACGAUUGAAUCGAUAUAUGACUGGUCAUCUACCGUCUCGGACUUGCUUUCGGACAGCCGGGAUGGCUAGCUGCUUAGGCGUCCCUGGUAUGUGCGUAUAUGUGCCUGUCGGAUAGGUAUACUCCCUCUCGGUCU